Molecule: messenger RNA, 524 nt
Organism: Calliphora vicina (urban bluebottle blowfly)
Lineage: Eukaryota; Metazoa; Arthropoda; Insecta; Diptera; Calliphoridae
Product: lipopolysaccharide-induced tumor necrosis factor-alpha factor homolog
Exons: 3
Coding region: 20-457 (145 amino acids)
Molecular function (GO): zinc ion binding
Source: RefSeq, a predicted model, not a curated record
AAGUAAAAGUAGUUCAAACAUGCCCACCAAACAAGAAUUAAUGGACAUGAUGGAUAAUCGCUUGCCGGGUGAAGCACUGCCUUUAAGAAAUACCGCGCCAGUGCAGCCACCAGCAUAUCCCGAUUUAGAGAGAGUUUCCUAUGCAUCGCAACAUCAUAUGGAAUAUCAGCAGCAGCAGCAGCAGCCACAAAUUUAUACAAUACGUCAACCAACAACAACCAUAAACAUUCAACCACCUCAAUUCGGAACACGUUCUCAAUUGGCUAAUUGUCCCAUGUGUAGUGCGACCCAGAUGACUCGAUGUGAAUAUAAAAGUAGUAUGAUGACUCAUAUUAUUGCCACUAUUUUGGGUAUCACUACAUGCUGCUGUUGUUUGCCAUACUGUUUUGACAGUUGCAAGAGUGCUCGCCACUACUGUCAGAAUUGUGGCAGUUAUUUGGGAGGUCAUACAAAAUAAGAAAAACAAAUAGCAUUAGUGGAUUUAUAACUUUAAUUUAUUUAUAGCAGGGGUUAACACAAGCUUU